Messenger RNA from Ostreobium quekettii, 654 nucleotides. NCBI's taxonomy places the organism in Eukaryota, Viridiplantae, Chlorophyta, Ulvophyceae, Bryopsidales, Ostreobiaceae. The record is from the annotation of a GenBank genome assembly.
AUGGAGGCCAGCGCCAAAGAAUUUCCUCUGUCGCGGUCUUUGUGUGACGUUCAGAUAUCUGAUGCUGUUCGGCCCAGUCCAGGGGGCCAGUGCAUCAACGUUGAUGCCGAAGGUGUCGCGCUGUGCACGGAUGGCGAGGAGCUCUACAGGGUUGACGUCCAACGGCUGGCGCGGGAGGGCGCCGGUGCUGUUUUGAGACCAUGGCCACGUGGGGCAUCGACAUUUCCCAAGACUGUGUCUUCCCUCUAUCUCUCUGGUUGCAAACCACCGAAGCUGCUUGUUUUAGCUGGCAGCAUCGCAGCUGUCAUGGACGCAAAAGCAGGAGAUGAUAUGAAGCCUCUGACUCUGGAGUCAAAACAUGUGCUGCCCUGGUGCUGGGGUUCAUGGAAUGCUCAGUAUGGCUCUGUCUUUGGUGUUGUGACCCAGGUUGAGCUGUGUGUGUGCAGCACUGAGGGGGCCCACCCCACCAGGGCUCAGGCCUUGCAAGUGCUGGACACUGUGGCUGCCCCAGCCAGUGGUCUGCUCAACAAGCCCAAAUUCGCCUGGCUUGGAGACGGACAGAGGAUGGUGGCGUCGUGGGGUGGUGCUGUUGAGGUCAUUCAAUGGGGAAGUGUAUCAGAGGGUAUGGAGCACCAGGUGGCCAGUUUAUGUUGA